AUGCGAGUGCUCCUCCCAAGUCCCGAGGCCCUCCGCUACCAGCCAGGGCAACACAUCAUCAUCCCAACCUCCCAGGUGAAGCCAGGCGAUCAGCGACUGCGCUGCAGUUCCACUUCCACAGGCGCGCAGGCGCAGGCGCACACGCACACCAACGCCCCUGUCUCGGCGCGGCUGCAGCCGACGCCGGUCUCUGUCCCUGUCCCCUGCUGCCUAGCUUCGUUCCACGGUGACACCAUGCCGGCGCCCAAAUGGUUCCAGAAGCUCCGGAGGAGGAGGAGCAAGGGCAAGCAGCAAAGCCCGUGCAGAAGCCAAGUCGCCGAGGCGGACGCGGACGCACCCGCGCCGCCGGCGCAGGGCCAACAAUGCCCGUCGCUGGUGCCAGCGCCGUGCGCCGUGUCCCCCAACAGGGCGUCCUACUACUUCGCCAGCGCGGACCGCGCGCGCCAGGACAGGGACCUCCCGUGCGCCGCCGACCUACUGGACGUCCGCGUUGACGUGGUGCACCGCCACGCGGGCGACCGGGGGCGGCUCGGCGGCCUCGACGCGCCGCCGGGGACGCCCGAGCUCAAGCUGCGGCGCAUCGUCACGAGGCCCGUCACCGACGCCUCGGAGAGCGGCGGCGUCAGCAGCUCCAGCGGUACCACGUCGGCGGCCCCGACGCCGUCGACCAGGGCGCGCGGGUUCCACGUGAAGCCGCCGCUGGCGGGGGGGCGGAGGCAGCAGCAGCGCCGUCGCCGGCGGCGUUGCGAGCGCGACUACCACCACGACAGCGUCGCGAUCAAGAAGGGGAAGGCGGCCGCGCAGGAGGAGGAGGAGGUGGAGGAGAUGUCGCCGCCGCCGUCGUCCCUGCGCGUGCCCACGCAGCGGCGGCGGCGGUGGCUGUACGAGAGCCUGGUGGUGGUGAAGACGUCGUCGGACCCGGAGCGGGAGCUGGCGGAGAGCAUGUCCGAGAUGGUGGUGGCCAACGGUAUCCGGUCGUCAGAGGACCUGGAGGAGCUCCUCGCGUGCUACCUCGCGCUCAACGCCGCCGAGCACCACCGCGCCGUCGUCGCCGCGUUCCGCCACGUCUGGCUCCUCCUCGACAAGCACAGGCUGUUCAUCUAG
Messenger RNA from Miscanthus lutarioriparius, 1104 nucleotides. The record is from the annotation of a GenBank genome assembly. Lineage: Eukaryota; Viridiplantae; Streptophyta; Magnoliopsida; Poales; Poaceae.